Molecule: messenger RNA, 867 nt
Organism: Selaginella moellendorffii
Lineage: Eukaryota; Viridiplantae; Streptophyta; Lycopodiopsida; Selaginellales; Selaginellaceae
Product: pentatricopeptide repeat-containing protein At5g27110-like
Exons: 1
Coding region: 1-867 (288 amino acids)
Biological process (GO): RNA modification
Cellular component (GO): intracellular membrane-bounded organelle
Molecular function (GO): RNA binding; protein binding
Source: RefSeq, a predicted model, not a curated record
AUGAAAGAAGUGGCAAUCCAUGAUCACGGCAUGCGCCGCCAAGGGGAGGCAUUGCAAGCGUACGUGAGAAUGUGGCAGGAAUCUGAGCGGAGCGGAGGGAGAAGAGCAGCAGCAUUUGUAUGUCCGGCUUGUUGGUUGUUGCAGUGUGGGGAACUUGAUGGAAUCAACCACAGGAACGUCGGGGAUAAUCGGUGGCUAUGCCCAGCACGAACACUGGAGCACAGCCUUGACCCUCUACAGGAAGAUGAAAUUGGACGUGUCCAGCCCAACGAGGCCACACUCGCAACUAUUCUUGGCGCUUGUUCUUCCGAGGAGUUCCUCCGCGACGGCAUGCAAAUUCACAGCUCGCUCGUAGGAGGCGAGUUUGAGUCAGCUCCGAUCGUGGACACGGCAUCCAUCACAAUGUGGGAGCUGUGGGAGAGCGGACUGGACAAGCACAGUAGCGGCGAUGGAAACCUGAAAUGCAAUGAGGAGUGGCCCCGGAUCUCUACAGGAGAAUUGAGUGUGGAACAAGCGGCUCAUCCAAACGACAGAACCCUGUACACGCUUCUGUCCGCCUGUGAUCUUGAGUCGGGCAAGAGAAUCCACGACACCAUCCAGGCCAAGGCGAACAAUCCGAGCGCGGUCAUCCAGACUGCACUGCUCAACAUGUAUGGCAAGUGUGGAAGCCUGGAGAUGGCGAGAAAGAUCUUCGACGAUAUCCAGCACAAGACGUGGUCUGCUGGAACGCGACGAUCGCUGCUGCUGCACAGUCCCAAUGCCAGCCUCCGGCUCUACAACGAAGAAGGGGUCAAGCCCGAGGCAGGCACUUUCGUGAGCCUUUUGGGAGCGUGCUCGAGCUUGGGCCGGUGCACUCCCACAUUGUGA